AUGGUGAAAGUUGAUGCAGUGAAGCUGAAAUCUCCAAAUCCCAGGCAAAAAAAGAAGCCGAGGAAGAAAAAGGUUGCUCAUGAAAACCCUCCAAAACCUUCACAUGUUAUCGGAUCGCAUUCAUUGGAGAAAGGGCAACAAGAGUCAUUUGAUCCAGUGUGCAAGCAAAACAAGGUGAAUUUUCGAGCGGGGCAGACUGCAGACAUUGUUAGCAGCUUUCAGAAUAUCGGUAAGGUGGAAGUGAUUCCACCAAAGAAGAGGGACCAUUCAAAUCGAUGUGCUCACGGGAUUGACUCCACAGAAGGAUCAAAUGGUAGACCUUCAUCUUUACGCGAUCAUGAAGCUGGUCAGUUCCAGGAAAUCCUUGAGAAAAUUGCUGAUGUUCUUGAUGUUCGAGAGGCUCGGAAGUUUGUCAAUGGAGAAGUGGUCGCUGGGAGAAUCGAUCAAUCUGAAUUCAAUUUGAUAAUGCAGAAAUGGCGAAAGCUAAAACUUAAGAAGGUGCGAGCAAUGCAGAGUGAUAAGGUAAUGGAAUUGGAAGGAACGCUCAGCGACAUUAAGUGGGUUCGAUCUUUGAAGUCACAAAAAUGGGCCAAUGACUUCAUUUGUCUGUAUCGACUUCUACAGUUUUUAAUUUUCGAAAGCGCUGGAGGAAAAGGUUUAACAGUCCGUGAAAACUAUGAUAAGUAUGAGUGUAAGUAUGUCGUAUUCAGUCUUACUGUUGUUCUCAAUUUAUGUUACUGGCCAGGAUAG
This is a messenger RNA of Haemonchus placei, 750 nucleotides long. NCBI's taxonomy places the organism in Eukaryota, Metazoa, Nematoda, Chromadorea, Rhabditida, Trichostrongylidae. The record is from the annotation of a GenBank genome assembly.